Planococcus citri (citrus mealybug) is the source of this 908-nucleotide messenger RNA. RefSeq lists its product as uncharacterized. Bases 94 to 801 code for a protein of 235 amino acids. The transcript is spliced from 3 exons. NCBI's taxonomy places the organism in Eukaryota, Metazoa, Arthropoda, Insecta, Hemiptera, Pseudococcidae. The record is from RefSeq and is a predicted model, not a curated record.
AUGGCAAUUCAAAUCAUUUGCGAACCCUCACGAUCAUUGUAAUUGUCAAGACUAUACGUACCUUGCUGGUUUGUAAUCAAAAUCGGUUCGAAAAUGAUUGCCAAAAUUUUCCUAAUUUGCAGUAUAUUGCCUUUUAUUAAGGCUUUCAGUUUCAAUGAAAAUGAUUUAGCUAAAUUAGGACAAGACAGAUUCUGUUUUUUCGCAUACAGCACACGUACCAAAGUUUCCACCAUUCAACAAAUUUAUCCGAACGCAGAAAGAGUUGGUGUUGCUCGAUUACCAUACCACAGACUUGAUUUUAACUACUACCUCGAAGAAGUCAAAGGAAGUAUCCCAACGAUAGUUCCUGAUUGCGGAUACGAAGUAUGGGGAGCAAUUUACACGAUACCGAUUAACGAUUUAGAAUUAGUAUUAUCGAAGGGCACCAUGGCUGGAAACCAGAGAGUAUUCGGUUUUGUACAAAAGAUCAUCGAAACCUACAGCAACGGAAAUCUUAUUUAUUUGAAAUGUAACGCGUUCCAACAAAUCGAUUUACCUGAGAAAUUCAUUUACGGUCUUCCUUUCCCGAAAGAACGAAGGCCUUCGCGAGGUACACUUGAUAGGAUGAUUGACGCGUAUACGGAUGCUGGUUUACCGAAAAAAUACAUCCAGGAAAUUUCCAUGAUUCCUACAACAGACAAUAAUUUGGGUUCUUUGCCACAUACUCCGAUUGUUGUGGCGCCAGAUUCAUUGGUGGUAGCUCCAGGAUCUACUGUUGUUGCACAAAAUAAGGAUGCGUCGAAAAAUGACGAUGAUGAUUGAUAAUUCAAACAUUUACCUGUUUACGAAUGAUUAAUACAUAAUGUUAAAAUGAUAAGGUGAUAUUCAAUUCAUGAUAAAAUUUAAUAAAAAAAUAUAUUGCACAUUAA